This is a messenger RNA of Mugil cephalus (flathead mullet), 2750 nucleotides long. RefSeq names its product zwilch kinetochore protein (gene zwilch). The coding region runs from base 455 to 2242 and encodes 595 amino acids. Gene Ontology annotation, cellular component: RZZ complex. The transcript is spliced from 18 exons. Gene Ontology annotation, biological process: mitotic spindle assembly checkpoint signaling; protein localization to kinetochore. NCBI's taxonomy places the organism in Eukaryota, Metazoa, Chordata, Actinopteri, Mugiliformes, Mugilidae. The record is from RefSeq and is a predicted model, not a curated record.
AAACUAAAAUGCAUUUAAAAAUAAUUACUUCAGUAAUUUUUAUCAACUCAUCCCGAUUAAACAAAAAUAACUUUAAAGUUGGUUGCUGCAGCUGGGACUAUUUUUUACUCCAUGUUGGCGCAGGAUAAACGUAAAGACCGAACUACUUUUCUUCGGAACCUUUUUUAAAAUACAUUUUUUUAGUCGAUUUAAUAACAAUAUUCUCCAUAUGUCUUAGAUGACUAAUGCGCAUAUAUACACUUUAAGAGUUUAUUAAUUUUUUUUACGUAAAAUUAAAACGACGACCUAUGACCUAAUGUCGUCACCAAAGAAGUGAGCGCGCGACUGUCAAAAUAUCAACAGGACCCGUUUGGUUGAUUAGUCUGUUAACGUGAAACUUUAUUAACUUCCUCUGUCUCUUUAUUUCUAAAUAUUUUGCUGGAGCUGGUCACUCAUACUCGCACAUAACUGCGCGAUGGGUACAAAGGUGAUAUCUAGUGCUAAGGAGUUUUUCAACAUCCUUCGAUCUCUACAGGACGAGAAAGGCAGUGAUCCGUAUAUAUUUGAGGAGGACAUCCAAAUAUUGAAGAUGAAUGGAGACAGAAUUCCGGUGGUGAAUAUGUACUGUGGCAACCAGACCAUCUUUGUCUGUGAAAAAGCUGUGCCGAAAAUAAGUGAAUCAGAGGAUCCACAAAUCACUGAGACGUCAAACUGUGCAGCAGAUGAUAGUGAUGCAGCUGAUGAUGAUGUCGUCAAUGUGGUCCCCGCACAACUGGGACCACAGCCUCUUACAAUCAUGAAAGCAAGACAGUUGCUGUCUUGGUACACAUUAUCUCUAAACCCUAGUGUGUCAGCUGUGGACAACAUCCCUGCCUUACAGCCUCUGUGGGUUCGAUGUGACAUGUCUGACCCUGCUGGAACGACCUGGUUUGGGGCUGAAACCAUUUGCAUGGGAAAUAAAGUCACUGGCGUCAAAUUAUACUCUACUACCUGCAAAGGUUCAUCUGUGGACAAAAGAUCUCUCUUAACCUUAGAGGAGCUGAAACAAGAACACAAAAAAAGGCAUCACUCUCCCGCAACGGGCAUUAAAGGCAGUGCCAGAUUCAACUUGUUUGGCUCCACUGUUGUUGAAAACACCACAAUCGAGUCACAGAAUAGUGUGUCCGUGGAUUUCAAAUGGAGCCACGUGGAGAGUAUCCUCGAGAUCCCGCCCCUUUCCUCUACAGCAACACUAAAUAUCAAAGUUUCCAGUGGAGACAUGAGAAGUCCAAUGUUUGAGAUGUACAGGGAGCUAGAGUUUCUUCAGACUCUUGCUGAUGGUUUGAGAACUGGUGAAACUGAAUGGAUGGAACCCGCGGAAAGCACGUCAGCUGUAAACCUGACCAAGGCCUACUUAGAAGAGCUUCGGGGAAGUGCAAAAACACCACAGGAUCAGGCUGCAAAAACAGCUGAGACCACAAAGCAGGAGUCCGAGACCGACACGCCCAUUUUCAACUCUUUCUUGGAAAGAGGGGAUUUGGAUUUUGUGGAGCAGCUGUGGGUUCGGAUGAGAAAAAGCGUGACUUCAUAUCAGGACAUUGGCGACUGCCUCAAGUUGGUCACUGAAGCUCUAAGAUAUGGCGACAUCAAGCCCUGGAUUCACAGAGACAGCAACAGCUCCCUCAGCAAGCUCAUUCUGCAGUCCUACCACCAGCAGAUCGAUCACGUGUCUCUUACAGGUGUCACCCCUGUCAAAAUGCUGCUGGAGAUGGGUCUGGACAAGAUGAGAAAAGAUUAUAUUAACUACUUGAUUGGUGAAGAAUUGACAACUCUAAACCACUUGUGUUAUUACCUGAGCACAGAGGUCGAUCUCCAGGAGCAAGUGAUCCGACUCAGAAAACUGCACCAUCUGCUGGAAAUUAUUUUGACCUGCAGUAUAUUCCUGGGUUUGCCCUACGACCGACUCUUCCUUCUCACGCAAUCAUGUUUGCAACACUACAAAACCUCACCGUAUGACGAGGAGCAUGAAUUUAAGCUUCAAAUCAAACCUGCUCUGAUCAGCCACUUCUACCAGAAAGAGCAUCCAGUAAUGUGGGGUGUUGAGGUGUCCAGUGGCCACGGGCCUCGUGAGGUCAGGACAUCCUUACAGCUCAGUGACAGACCGCUGGUUGAUCACGUCAUCUUCGAAACAGAUCACCCAAAUGAAACAGUAAAUGGAGUGGACAGUGAUGAACCCGCCUUCUUCUCCACCAUGGUGUGCUGCAGCCUCGUCAACUUUGCAUGAGUUCAGAAAGUGCACAUCUAACUAACCAACACACAGUGUGUCUUCAUAUUUGAUAUCAACAUGCCUUUAUAUAUAAGAACCUGCAUCAACGCCUACAGUGACUUGUAGGGGCCUUUGUGUUAUAUUCUGUUUUCAGUCCUUUGCAGAUAUUUUGCAAAGGACUAGUAGCCACAUUUUAUUGUUACAUUUGUUGCUCAAGAUGGUCGUUGAAAUUUCUAAGGAGUUUCGUGCCGACAACAGUUUUAUGCAAAUAAAAACACAAAGUACAGUCGUACGUCAUAAGGACUGUUUGCAAUGGCAGCAUUCCACAGCAGUGUUUUAAUAACAUGUUGCAGAGGAAUCCACAGUGUUUAAGUGCCUGCUGCUAAAUGUAUCAUUAUAAACCAGUCAUUUUACAGCUAACACCAUAGGCACACCAAAUGAAUGAAGUCAGUAAUUCUCUUCAGUUUACACAAUAAAUGUAUAUUCACACAUGAUCCAUUAAAGAAAUGAAUGCAUUGUGAGUGCA